Molecule: messenger RNA, 1446 nt
Organism: Penicillium antarcticum
Lineage: Eukaryota; Fungi; Ascomycota; Eurotiomycetes; Eurotiales; Aspergillaceae
Product: Zn(II)2Cys6 transcription factor domain-containing protein
Exons: 4
Coding region: 1-1446 (481 amino acids)
Biological process (GO): regulation of DNA-templated transcription
Molecular function (GO): DNA-binding transcription factor activity, RNA polymerase II-specific; zinc ion binding
Source: RefSeq, a predicted model, not a curated record
AUGCCCGGGGUGCCAUCCAGUCGUGGCUGUGGCGCUUGCCGCAAAGCAAAGAAGAAGUGUGACCAGCUCAAGCCCGUUUGCUCCCGCUGCAUACGUCUGAAUAUGACGUGUGUUGGAAGCGGACAGCAGCGGUACAAGUUCAUGGCCCAUCAGCUAGAUCGAGGGCAAGCCCAAGGCCGAUCUGACGUUCUGCCGAAAGUCUCCAAAAACAGAGUUGUCUUCGUUGACCGACCAGCACAACUAUCCAGUACCGAAACAGACCAAGUUGCAGCCAGAUUUGUAGGGGCGUUGCAGGUGACCGAUAUCCGAUAUGCCCUGGUCUACUAUGGACCUUUCUUUCGGGAUAUUCCCCGACGCCUGGGCAAAAGUGCUGUACUGGACUCGGCUGUCGAAGCCAUCUCAACCGCUUAUCCGUUUCUUCACACCGGUUCUUACUCACCAACUGCACUCGCGCGCUAUGGACAAUCUCUACGGGCGCUUCGAGAGUGUUUGAACGAUCCAGCGGAGGCUCGGAAUUCAAAUACGCUAUGUGCCGUCUACCUAAUCACCAUUUGCCAGAGCUGGCUGGGGAGAUGUGAUGACUCGCUCACAGGCCACAGCGAAGCCAUUUCUCAUCUUCUUAGAGCCGCUCCACUACAUGAAUGGAACAGCAGAUUCGAGCUUGAGAUGGUUCUGAUUAUGUGUGUACCUAUGAUCCUUGAAGGCAUUGUUAAUCCCCGUGUCAAAAUGGACCCAGCAUUUUGGGACCUGGCCGCGUCAUUCAGAGAUCGGAUCUUCAAGUUGCAGGAGAACCGCCCCAGACCCUCGACCGAGUUUAAACACCUCGCUAUGUUCCCAAAUUUCGUUCAAGACCCUGACGCAAACCUUGCCGAGAUUGAGAAUGCAUACCGCAGGCUUAGAGCUGAUGCUCAAGUAAUGCGACAACGCCUGAGUCAAGUCGAGCAACUCGCUCCGCUGUCCUUCUCAUCCCCUGCCGUUGUGGCUCACUCCCAAGCACAAGCAGCAUAUACCAUGGUAUCAACCCUGGCUGUGCUCACAAAUAGUCUCCUCCGCAUCUUUGAUCCAUGCAAUGUCACUCUAGUUAGCGAGUGUAUUUUCCUAUGUGAUGAACUUGCAAACCAGGCCGAGCUAGCAACCUGUUACCGGCCCUUGGGAUCAGCUUAUAUGCCGUUGUGUCUUACUGUCGCUUGGGCUGCAUUGAGGGAUGAGCCUCGAUUGACGCGACUUGAGGCCAUUCUCUCCGAAUACCAGUCUGACUUUGCACAAGUCCCUUGGAUGAGUCGGGCCCAGUGGCUAGCUUCCACUUUUGAUAGCCAUCGUGUGCGAGUCGCGGCCGAGAAAGCCUUACCACAAUCCUCUGGCCUCCACGAUACACAGGCCAACAUGGCACUUUGUCGUGGGCGUAGACAGCUCCCAGUCAAUCCCGAGUCAUGCUGUAUUCUUUAG